Messenger RNA from Drosophila hydei, 1346 nucleotides. RefSeq lists its product as uncharacterized. Lineage: Eukaryota; Metazoa; Arthropoda; Insecta; Diptera; Drosophilidae. Bases 259 to 1335 code for a protein of 358 amino acids. The transcript has a single exon. The record is from RefSeq and is a predicted model, not a curated record.
AAAACAGUUUGCCUCGAAGUUUGCAAAAGAAAUGAGCAGCUGGUUUCUGGCAGCAGCUGGCGCAAGUUGGCAAAUUUUCCCAUACCUCUCAUGCAUAUCUAAUAAUACGAGCCCUUCUCGGGCCUAACCCUGAACUUGCAUUGAAAAUCAAUAAUUCAUUAAACUCUUGACUAAAUUCAAAAACAAAACCGAAUUGUUAUAAACGUCUAACAUACAGCUCACACAGAUUUACGGGGGAAAUUGUGUAAUUUUGGUUGAAUGGCUGAUGAACUUCUCGAUCCAAUGGGACAUACCAUUGAUGAGAUACGACACAAUUUUGAGAUAUAUAAGCUACGCUGUGCCCGUUUGCUUCGCACGAACAAGUCGCAAGAUUCAGAGUUCCAAAUGGAUAAGGAGCUACAGGAUUUGCGUGCCGACUUACAGGAGUUGCGCUUGGAAAUGGGCGUUUUGCACGUACGGCAGUCCGAGCUUAUAGGCUGGCAGGAUGUUAAUGCAAUCGAGGAGUUGCCCUCGAGCAUUAAUGAAACAGAUCUACUUAAUAACCAGCAACCUGGUGAAGCUAUCGCUCAUAGCCGACAGCCACAGCAGGCGGAGUUAGAGGCUUGCCAGGAGAACCAACUACAGCGGGAGAAUCAGCUGGUCAUCAGUUGCGAAUCCAGUCCGUGUCUCUUUGACAAUUGCCGCAUGCACGUGGACAAUCAGCUGCUGUUGCUGCACUACCUCUGCGAUCACAAUGAGGAAACUUUCGCUUCCCAACGCUGCCACAAGCUGUGCGAGGGCCAGCGUGUCAUCAUCUCCUUUGACAGCAGAAACUGUCAGUUUAGACAGAAUCAUGUGAUUGGAUUACUCGCAUAUAUUGGCUCAUUGAUGCAGAAGCAGCAGCAACAGCAACUGCAAGAGAUGUGCAAUUCUUAUCUGCCCCAGGAGCAUGCUCGUCUGGCCAGCAACGUGCCGAUUGUGGUGCUCAUUUGCUUAACGGCUUCGAGUGCUGCAUUGCAGGAUAAGCUAAUCACACGCCACUCCUUGGCUCCGGCUAACGCCAACGAUCAAGUGUUUGUCAUUUGGCUAGCAAUGCAACAAGAUCUCCAGCUGCAGCUGCAACUGCAUGCCAGCCUGAACCUUUGUGGACGUGAUGCAGCCGUCCAGGCGCACACUCAGGUGGCCGUCUGUCAGGUACAACCCAGUGGAGGCACGAGCCGUUCUAUGACAGUGGAUGCCAACUAUUGGCGUCUAUCAUUCAGCGAGAUGCAAAAGAUAUCGAAUAAUUUUCGUGAUGAGCUGCAUCUGGAGAUUGUUCUCACUCAGCUUAGCGCCAAAUCGUGUCCUGAUUUCUGAAUAAAACCUGA